Molecule: messenger RNA, 2466 nt
Organism: Syngnathoides biaculeatus (alligator pipefish)
Lineage: Eukaryota; Metazoa; Chordata; Actinopteri; Syngnathiformes; Syngnathidae
Gene: ptcd1
Product: pentatricopeptide repeat domain 1
Exons: 8
Coding region: 141-2132 (663 amino acids)
Biological process (GO): tRNA 3'-end processing
Cellular component (GO): mitochondrial matrix
Molecular function (GO): protein binding; tRNA binding
Source: RefSeq, a predicted model, not a curated record
GCUACCGGAAUGCGUCACCACCAAACAUGGCGACGCGCACAAAACACAUUUUGAGCUCGUCCUGACAAACGAGAAAAAGUUGAUAAAUUGCUCAGUACGUAAUUUAUAGUUAGCUGCUUUGUAACGUGUUCUAUUUAACCAUGCUCCCGUCCGUCGCCACGACUCUGUGCUGCCGGAAUUGGGCAACAAUGUCAGUCAUGGUUGCCAGGUUUUCCCGUCUCCCAGCGGCCAACAAGCGAGCUGCUACCCGGUAUGAAGGUUCACGACCACCCCCGACGAGGCUUUUCUUCACACCCGUCAGACGGUUCACCUUGUCAGCCUUCACGUGGCAGCAGGACGCGGAGUUAGCCUCGUCCUCAGAGGAGAACUUCGGCGCUAUGUCCACCGACAUGUCCGCCCGGAGAUCUUUUAAGAAAGUUAGCCCGGAGAUGUUGAACCUGAGCUAUCCAGAAGACGACGACGACAAGAGGUCGGAGGAAACAAGACGCAAACCCGGGAGGAGAAAUACCACCUACUGGUACUUCUUACAGUGCAAGAAGCUGAUUAAAGCUGGGAAGCUGCAGGAGGCAUUGGAGAUGUUUGAGAGGGACAUGUUGCGCGGUGAGAAGUUGCAACCGGAGGAGUACAACUACAGCGUGCUCAUCGGAGGCUGUGGGCGAGCCGGACAGCUGAAGAAGGCCUUCAAGCUCUACAACGAUCUGAAAAAGCGAGGUCUGGAGGCGUCGGACGCCACCUAUACGUCUCUGUUCAACGCCUGCGCGGAGUCGCGCCACACACAAGUGGCUCUGGAGCAGGCAGUCAAGCUGGAGCAGGAACUGAGACGCAAGAACCUCACCCUCAGCGUGGCCACCUACCAUGCCAUGCUCAAGAUGCACGCACUCAACAACAGCCUACACUCCUGCAUACACACGCUGAGGGAGAUGCUGGAUGUCGGUCAUGCCAUCACUCAAGAGACAUUUCAUUACUUGCUGAUGGGAUGUCUGAAAGACAAACAGCUUGGCUUUAGGCUGGCCUUGCAGGUGUGGCGGCAGAUGCUCAAGUCCGGCCUCGUUCCGGACUCAAAGAAUUACAAUCUGCUAUUGAGGACCGCAAGGGAUUGUGGAAUUGGCGAUCCUGCGUUGGCCUCCAGCAUCCUACUCCAGUCAAACGAGUCACACGUCAAGUCAAGCAAAAGAGUCGACGUUGAGUUUCUGGAGCGGCAGCUGCUUCUCCGAUCUGACAGCCAAGGUGGCGGGGGUGAAACACAAAACCCCUUGGUGGCGCUCAGACCGUCAGAAACUGGACUCCUACCUCUUGAGUUCACCCCAAACCUAUUGGACCUCCUGCAGGGAAACUGCACCGGUGGUGUGAUUUCCUUCGGGCCCGUGGAAGGACCGUCCGACAGACUGGCUCUACUGGGCGGAGCCCAUGGUUUCCUGGAGAAGAUGGCAGCUGGCGGGCUGGAGCCAGACCUGCGGACUCUGACGCUGCUGGCGGACACCAUGGCGCCCGGUCUUCAGUCUCUGGAGAUGCUCUUGAAGGUUGCCAAGCAGCACCGUGUCAAGCUGGACACCGCCUUUUUCAACUCGGUCAUUCGCAGGGCUGCCAGAAGUGGAGAUCUGGAUGGGGCGAAGGCUGUCUUGAGUGUGAUGCGCAACCGCAACGUGAGCGUGGACGAGCAGACGUUUGGUAGUCUGGCACUUGGGUGCCAGGGACAGAAGGAUGGACUUCAACUCCUCCAAGACAUGGAGGAGACGGGAUUGCAGCCCAACGCGCACGUAUUCUCCGCCCUGAUUGGCCGAGCGAGUCGUCGUCUGGAUUACGCCUACCUGAAAACGCUGCUGAAAAGCAUGCGCGAUCGGAAAGUGUGGCCUAACCAAGUAGUCAUCAAACAGCUGGAGUUUGCUGCGCAGUAUCCUCCCAAUUAUGACCAGUACAAGUCCCGCAACAACUACCUAAUCCAGAUCGAUGGCUUCCGUGGUUACUACCACCAGUGGCUACAAUCCAUGCCGGCCCAGGAUGACCAGGACGGACAGUUUGGCUUGAGUGCGGCGUUUGUCAAAACUCAAGCUGAGAGGAUUGCGGGCCGGAAGAAGCAAAGAGCAGCGGGGAAGCUCAAGAUUAGCAACACGAAAACAGUCAUGACACCUUAGUCAUGGCCUUUUUUUUUUUUUUGUUCGUCAUUCAGUUUAUCCCAGCUAUUUUCAGGAGAGCACAUCCUGGACUGGUCACCAGCCAAAUCCCAUGACACAGAUAAACCAACAAUCAUUCAAACUCACAUUCAACCUUAUGGAGAGGCUUCAAUCAACCUACCAUGCAUGUUUCUGGAAUGUGGGAGGAAACUGGAGGACCCUGAGAAAACCCACACAAGCACACGGAGAACAUGCAAAGUCCACACAGGCGAGGUUGGAUUGGACCAGAAUCCUCAGAACUGUGAGGAGGAUAUGCUAACCAGUUAGCCUGCCUCCCUUUUUAUUGUUACAGUCA